Peromyscus californicus insignis is the source of this 10942-nucleotide messenger RNA. It is a transcript of the gene Golgb1, whose product is annotated as golgin B1. Lineage: Eukaryota; Metazoa; Chordata; Mammalia; Rodentia; Cricetidae. Gene Ontology annotation, cellular component: cis-Golgi network; Golgi apparatus; membrane. The transcript is spliced from 24 exons. The coding region runs from base 684 to 10487 and encodes 3267 amino acids. The record is from RefSeq and is a predicted model, not a curated record.
CGAUAGGGCGACGCCUCAGUCCCGUUUUCCGUCCCACGGAGAGUGGUUGUUGUCCCAGGGCCACGGCGGUGGAGGCGUUCAGCUUGGGAUUUCCUAGCUGACGUGGCCUAUGUCGGACGGGGGGGCGGCCGGAGUAGCCCGUGGCGGCCACCUGCAGAAAUCAGCCAGGUAAAUAAUGUGCCCCUAAGAGAUGUUCUGACUGCUAAAGCACAUAUGUAAUACAUCUCCUCGUGUGAGUCACAAUGCAUCUUUCUGCCACUCAAUAUUAUACAGUAUCUCUGAUCUUAACGUCUGAAACAUGAAGGAUUCAAAAAUAAAGCUCGCAGCACCCGAGGAGGUCAGAAGGGAGCAUCAGAUCCUCUAGGAUUGGAGUUUCAGACAGUUGUUGGCGGCUGUGUGGGUGCUGAGCAGCGAACCCUGGGCCCUGGAAAAGCAGCUGGUGCUCUUAACCUCUGAGCCGCACCGCGUUCCCAUUAGAUGCUGAGCCGAUUAACAGGAUUAGCGAAUAUUGUUAUUCAUGAAUUAUCAGGAAAUAGCGCUGACCAGAGCAUGACAGCUCCUUUAGAAGCUGUGAGUAACUCUGUCCAGUUCCAAACUGAUGAGACCUCCAGUCUGGUUUUUUCUGAGGAGAAUACCUUAAGCUAGAGGAAUGUGAGCAACCUCCCCCAUGCAAAGUAGAAGUGAUGGAAUCUGAUAUGGAACUAAAUAAUAGCAUACCAGAGGACGUUCUGGAACGCCUAGCUGAUGCAGAGAAGCUGGUGGUGGAGUUAAAAGAGAUCAUUCGGCAGAAAGACCUUCAACUCCUGCAGAAGGAUGAAGCUCUGCAGGAGGAACGAAAAACUGCCGAUACCAAAAUUAAAAAAAUAAAACUGCACGCGAAAGCGAAGAUCGCGUCUUUGAAUAAACUUAUAGAAUUGAAAGCACAAGGAGAGGCUGCUUCGCCUAAGGACCCCCAGGCAGCGGAGGACCCCCAGGCAGUGGAGCCGCUCUCCGAGCGUGAUACAAAUUCUACAGAUGAAGAAAUGAAAGUAGAAAAGAUAAAACAUGACCUCCAGGAGAAGGAGAAAUUAAUUAGCAAUUUGCAAGCCCAGCUUCACCAGGCACAGUCAGAACAAGCCUUGCAGCUGGAAAAGAGUUCUGCAGAGAUGGAGGAGUUUGUCCUGAUGAAGCAGCAACUCCAAGAAAAGGAAGAACUCAUCAGCACUUUGCAAACUCAGCUCAGCCAGACCCAGGCAGAGCAGGCUGCACAGUUGAGUUCCAUGCAGCAGGUGGUCCGAGAGAAAGACGCCCGCUUUGAAACACAGGUUCGUCUGCACGAAGAUGAGCUGCUUCAGUUAGUAACCCAGGCAGAUGUGGAAACAGAGAUGCAGAAGAAACUGAAGGUGAUGCAGAGGAAACUUGAGGAAAAUGAGGAAGCCUUGUUGGGCCGAGCUCAGGUUGUGGAUUUGCUGCAACAGGAGCUGACUUCAGCCGAACAGAAAAACCAGACUCUUUCCCAGCAGUUACAGCAGCUGGAAGCUGAAAAUAGUACUUUAAAGAACACCAUGGAAACAGAGAGACAGGAGUCCAAGAUUCUGAUAGAAAAGGUCGAACUUGAAGUAGCAGAGAGAAAAUUAUCCUUCCAUAGCCUGCAGGAAGAGAUGCAUCACCUUCAGGGACAGUUGGAGCAAGCCGGCCAAGCCCAGGCUGACCUGGAGACUCAGUAUAGUGCUCUUGAACAAAAGCAUAAAGCAGAAAUGGAAGAGAAGAAUGCUUACAUCUCGAGUCUUCAGAAGACCGAGCAAGAGCUGCAGUCUGCCUGUGAUGCCCUGAAGGAGGAAAACUCGGAGCUGCUCCGAGAGAAAGGUGAACAGGCUGCCGAGUCAGCCCAGGCCAUCCAGCAGCUGCAGUCUGCCUGUGAUGCCCUGAAGGAGGAAAACUCGGAGCUGCUCCGAGAGAAGAGUGAACAGGCUGCCAAGUCAGCCCAGGCCAUCCAGCAGCUGCAGUCUGCCUGUGAUGCCCUGAAGGAGGAAAACUCGGAGCUGCUCCGAGAGAAGAGUGAACAGGCUGCCAAGUCAGCCCAGGCCAUCCAGCAGCUGGAAGAUCAACUCCAGCAAAAAUCUAAAGAAAUUAGCCAAUUUGUAAAUAAACCAAACUUGCAAAAACAUGAAACAGCAUCUCAGACUUCUUUACCAGAUGCUUAUAAUGAGGGCAUACAGGCAGUCACGGAGGAGAAUAUUGCCUCUUUGCAGAAGAGAGUGGUGGAGCUAGAGAAUGAAAAGGGAGCCUUGCUCCAUAGUUCUGUAGAGCUGGAGGAGCUGAGAGCCGAGAAUGAAAAAUUAUCUUCUCGAAUUACUUUUCUGGAGGCUCAGAAUAGAGCAGGGGAGGCUGACGGUGCAGUCUGUGAGGUCAACACAGCUGGUGUUACUGUGGUCAGCAAGAGCAAUUCUUCUACCGAAGAAAGUAGACAAGAUGUCCUAGAGAACAUGUUUUCUCAGAAACAGAAGGAACUAGCAGUUUUAUUAGUGGAAAUGAAGGAAGCUCAGGACGAAAUUGCAUUUCUUAAGUCACAGCUGCAGGGCAAGAGGCCUGAUGGGGACCCUGAGGUCCUUGACCAGACGGAGGUGAAGCUGGUAGGGAGUGAAGGACCACCUUCUGUGACAGCGGGAGAUAUUCCCCUUGUGCCGAAUGAAGAGAGCUGCAUCCCAGGGGCUACGAAAGAGGAGCAGGCAAGCACUGAAGAUCAGCAUCCAACAUCUGAGGCAGGGUCUGCAAAUGACGCUGCAGUGGGAUUGAACUCCACAAAGCUGCAUGGUGUGGACAAAUCCCCCUCUAUAUCAGAUAUCUGUCAGUGUCACCAGGAUGAAUUAGAAAGUCUCAAGUCAAAAAUUAUGGAGCUUGAGACAAGCCUUCAUAAGGCAGAAGAGAUUUAUGAGAAAAAUUUAGAUGAGAAAGCUAAGGAAAUUAGCAGCCUAACCCAGCUUGUUGAAAAAUUGAAGAAGAAUGCAGAGGAUGCCCACAGCACGCUCACCACCGUGUCUGAGGAAAGAGACCAGCUUCUUUCUCGGGUGGAGGAGCUUGGUGUCUUAGCCGAGCUGAGGGCUCGGGUCCGAGAAUUGGAGAGCAGCCUCACAGUAGCAGAAAAGCAAAGAGCUCUGGACUACGAAAGCCAGAAGACUCGGCACAACCUGCUCACGGAACAGAUCGACAGCCUAACUGUAGAAGCCAAAUUGAAGAAUGUGAAAAUGGAGGCUCUCCAGAGGGAGCUGGAUGAUGUGCAGCUGCAGUGUUCUGAGCAGGGCACCCAGAUAAAGAGCCUGCAAAGCCAGCUGCAGGAGAAGGAGACUGAGGUGCUCGAGGGGGCAGAACACGUGAAGGACAUCUCAAAGAAGAUGGAAGGACUUUCACAGGCUCUUUCACAGAAGGAACUGGAAAUAGCCAAAAUGGAGAGAGACGUGGAGACACUCCAGCAAACCAUCCAGGAGAAGGAUCAGCAAGUGACAGAACUCAGCUACAGCAUGACAGAGAAAAUGGUUCAGCUUAAUGAAGAGAAGUUUUCUCUUGGGGUUGAAAUUAAGGCCCUGAAGGAGCAGCUCAAUUCGUUGUCCAGAGCUGAAGAAGCAAAGAAGGAGCAGACCCAAGAAAAUCAGGAAGUCCUUUCUAGUCCUGGUCAGGACGUGUCAGGCCCAGCGGGGCUGAGUAAAGAGGAGCUUCAGCGGGAGCUGGAGCUCCUGAAGAAGGAGAGCGAUCAGAGGAAGAGGAAGCUCCAGGCAGCACUUCUUCACCGAAAGGAACUCCUACAGAAAGUCAGUACACUGGAGGAGGAGCUCGCCAAGGCGAGGGAGGAAUCUAGCAAAGAGAUGGCCCUCGGGGUUAGUGAGAGGAGAAAGCUGGAGGAAGAUGGAGAGAGCAAAGAUGAACCAGAAAAGUGUGGAACUUCUAAGUGUCGAGAACUAGAAGUUUCUUUAAAAGAGACGAUAGCCGAAAAAGAAGUGGAACUGGAGCGUGUCAAGAGAGAUUUGAAAGACAAGACGGCAGCGGAAGAAGAACUGCAGGCUGUGGUCCAACAGAUGAGUCAGAACUUGCAAGAUAAGUCAAAGCAAAUAGAUUGGCUUCGAGCAGAGAUUACUGCAAAUCAAGCAACUAUUCAGAAAUUGAUCACGGGAGCCCCGGAUGCUGGGGAUGGAGACUCGGCAGCACCUCUAAAAGAAACGGUGGUGAGCAGCCCGCCCAGUGCGGGUGAUGGGGAACACUGGAAGCCGGAACUAGAGGGGAAGAUAGCAGACCUUGAAAAGGAAAGGGAACAACUUGAAAAGAAGCUUCAGAAAGCCUUAAGUUCCCAUAAGGCGAGUCUCAAAAAGGCACAAGAGAGAGAGAGACAUCUGAAGGAUGAGCUCAGGAAACAAAAAGAUGCUUACAAUCACCUUCAGGAGCAGUUUGAUGAGCAGAGUAAGGAAAAUGAGAACAUUGGGGGCCAGCUAAGGCAGCUCCAGAUCGAAGUGAGGGAGUCUGUGGACAGAAAGCUCCCAGGUACUGACCAACGGGAACCUGGUCUUCCCACUCAAGGUUUAAAAGAGAUUUCACUCGAAGACACAGAACAGCAGCCCGCCCAGCCUGCUGCAGAGUCUGACGUACACACAAGUCAGCCUUCUUACCCUGGAGAUGCUGAAGCUCUCCAGGCUACUGUUGCCCAGAUUAAGGCCCAGUUGAAAGAGAUGGAGGUCAAGAAAGAAGAGCUGGAAUUGAAAGUAAGUUCUACAGCGAGUGAGCUGACUAAAAAAUCAGAAGAAGUACUCCUGUUACAAGAGCAGAUAAAUAAACAGGGUUUAGAAAUCCAGAAUUUGAAAGCAGCAUCCCAUGAAGCCGAGGCCCACGCAGAGAGCCUGCAGCGGGAAUUGGAAAGUAGCCAAGUACAACUUGCUGGCCUGGAACAUCUGAAAACAUUACAGCCCAAACUAGAUGAACUGCAAAAGCACGUGUACCAGAAGCAAGAAGAGGUCAGCCACCUUUCCGGACAGCUUGGUGAGAAGGAACAGACCCUCAGCAAAGUCCAGGCCGAGAUGGUGGAGCAGGAGCAUUUAAUCAAGGCUCUGCACACGCAGCUGGAGAUGCAAGCCAAGGAGCACGAGGAGAGGCUGAAACAGUUCCAGGUGGAGCUGUGUGAGCUGAAGCAGAAGUCGGAGGAAGCUGCAGAAGAGACCAAAGCAAAGCACCAGAUACAGAGGAAACUUCAGGCAGCCCUCAUCUCCCGCAAGGAGGCUCUGAAGGAAACCAAGAGUCUGCAAGAGGAAUUGUCUUCAGCCAGAGAUGCCGUGGACCACCUGACCAAGUCUCUGGCGGAUGUGGAAAGCCAGGUUUCUGUUCAAAAGAAAGAGAAAGAGGCGUUCCUAGGAAAGUUAGCCCUUCUUCAGGAAGAAAGAGACAAGCUCAUUGAAGAGAUGGACAGGUCUUUGCUCGAAAAUCAGAGCCUUGGUGGCUCCUGUGAAAGCCUGAAACUAGCUCUGGAGGGUCUUACCGAAGACAAGGAAAAGCUGCUGAGGGAGCUGGAGAGUCUGAGAUGUUCGAAGAUUGCAGAGAGCACCGAAUGGCACGAGAAGCACCAGGAGCUGCAGAAGGAGUAUGAAGUUCUUCUGCAGUCCUACGAGAACGUGAGCAACGAGGCCGAGAGGAUUCAACACGUGAUGGAAGGUGUGAGGAAAGAGAAGCAAGAACUGUAUGGAAAGCUGAGAAGCACGGAGACAGGCAAGAGGGAGACAGAGAAGCAGCUGCAAGAUGCAGAACAAGAGAUGGAAGAGAUGAGAGAAAAGAUGAGAAAGUUCGCCAAGUCUAAACAGCAGAAGAUCCUUGAGCUGGAGGAAGAGAACGAGCGGCUCAGAGCCGAGGCCCAGCCUGUAGGGGGCGCCAAAGAAAGCAUGGAAGCUCUUCUUUCUUCCAACUCCAGCCUGAAGGAGGAACUGGAAAAGGUCACUUUAGAGUACAAAACCCUUUCUAAGGAGUUUGAGGCUUUAAUGGCAGAGAGAAACAUUUUGAGUGAAGAGAUUCGAGGUCUGAAGCAUCAGGUAGAAGAUGGUGUACUGAAACAAGCUAGCCUAGAGGUCACUGAGAAAUCCGAUGAACAAAAGGAUGUCACUGAAGAGGUCAUGCAAGCUAUGGUGGGCAAGUCUCAAGAGCAAGAGUCUCAGAGAAUGAGUGUUCAGCUUGACGAUUCGGAAGGUAUUCUGUCAGUGAACAGUGCCAAGCCUGGCAUUAGUGAGACUUUCAACUCCCACGAUGACAUCAGUAACUACCUCCAGCAGCUUGAUCAGCUCAAGGGAAGAAUUGCUGAGUUAGAGGUGGAGAAACAGAGUGACAGGGAGCUUAGACAGACACUCGAAAAUGAGAAAAAUGCCCUCCUGAAUCAAAUAUCGGCAAAGGAUGGUGAACUCAAACUACUUGGGGAAGAAGUCGCCAAAAGAAACACGUUAAAUCAGCAAAUCCAAGAAGAACUUUCCAGAGUCACCAAGUUGAAAGAGAUGGCAGAGGAAGAAAAAGAUGACUUAGAAGAGAGGCUUAUGAAUCAGCUGGCAGAACUUAAUGGGAGCAUUGGGAAUUAUUAUCAGGAUGUUACGGAUGCCCAAAUCAAAAACGAGCAACUAGAAUCCGAAAUGCAGAACCUUAAAAAGUGCGUGAGUAAUUUAGAGGAAGAAAAACAGCAACUGGUCAAGGAAAAAACCAAGGUGGAGUCAGAAAUCCGAAAGGAGUACUUAGAGAAGAUCCAAGGGGCCCAGAAAGAACCUGGCAAUCAGAGCCAUGCAGAGGAGCUCCAGGAGCUGUUGAAAGAAAAGCAGCAUGAGGUAAAGCAGCUGCAGAAGGACUGCAUCCGGUACCAGGAGAGGAUCAGUGCUCUAGAGAAGACAGUUAAGGCUCUAGAGUUUGUUCAGACUGAGUCCCAAAAGGAUUUGGAUGCGACCAAAGGAAAUCUGGCGCAAGCCACUGAGCACCACAGAAAGGCACAAGUGGAAUUAUCUAGCAUCAAAGUACUGCUCGACGACACACAGAGCGAAGCCGCGCGAGUGCUAGCGGACAACCUCAAAUUGAAAAAGGAACUUCAGUCCAACAAAGAAGCCGUGAAAAGCCAGAUGAAACAAAAAGAUGACGAUCUGGCGCGAAGACUGGAGCAGGCAGAGGAAAGACACCUGAAAGAGAAGAAGAACAUGCAGGAGACACUGGAUGCUUUGUACGGGGAAAAGGCCCACGUGGAAGAGAUGCUUGCAGAGAUGCAGGUUACACUGUCCAGGAAAGACCAGGACAUGAAGCAGCUGCAGGAAGGCCUGGACAGCACCGUGGCCCAGCUCGCAGCCUUUACUAAGAGCAUGUCGUCCCUCCAGGAUGACCGCGACAGGGUGUUCGAUGAAGCCAAGAAAUGGGAGCAGAAGUUUGGUGAUGCCAUUCUAACCAAGGAAGAAGAGAUCAGACUCAAAGAGGAGAACUGCGUUACUCUAAAGGACCAGCUUCAACAAAUGACCAUCCAUACAGAGGAACUGAAGAUCAAUAUCUCCAGGCUUGAACAUGAUAAAGAAAUUUGGGAGGCCAAGGCCCAGACAGAGCUCCAGGAUCAACAGAAAUUUUGUGAUACCCUGCAGAGGGAAAACAAAAAGCUUACGUCCCAGUUAGAAGAGACUCGACAGCUCUACCACAAUUCUUUGAAUGAAUUAGCUAAGCUGGAGUCAGAACUUAAAAGUUUCAAAGACCAGUCAACUGACUUAAAUAACUCUCUAGAAAAAUGUAGAGAACAUAAAGAAAAUUUGGAAGAGAUCAUAAAGCAGCGAGAAGCUGAUAUCCAGAAUUGUAAGUUCAGUUAUGAACAACUCGAGACUGAUCUAAAGGCCUCCAGGGAGCUGACCAGAAGGUUGCAUGACGAAAUCAAGACCAAGGAGCAGAAGAUUAUAAGCCUGCUUUCUGGCAAGGACGAGGCGAUCCAAGUAGCUGUUGCUGAACUGCAGCAGCAACACCACAAAGAGAUCAAAGAAUUAGAAAAUCUCUUGUCCCAGGAGGAAGAGGAGAAUGUUGCCUUAGAAGAGGAAAACAAAAAGGCUAUUGAGAAAACCAAUCAGCUUAUGGAAACUCUGGGAAACAUGAAGAAAGAGAACCUUGAGCAGAAGGCUCAUCUAGAUUCCUUUGUCAAAUCUAUGUCUUCUCUUCAGAAUGACCGAGAUCGUAUAAUAAGUGACUAUCAGCAGCUGGAAGAUCGACAUCUUUCUGUGAUCUUAGAAAAAGACCAACUCAUCCAAGAUGCUGCUGCUGAGAAUAAUACACUGAAGGAAGAGAUUCGAGGGUUGAGGAGUCAUCUGGAUGACCUCAAUUCCGAGAAUGCCAAGCUGGAUGCUGAGCUGAUCCGGUACAGGCAAGACCUGAAUGAAGUGAUAGCCAUAAAGGACUGUCAGCAGAAGCAACUCCUUGAGGCUCAACUCCAGAAAAACAAGGAGUUGAAAAAUGAAUGUGCAAAACUGGAAGAGAAGCUGAAGGGGUCGGAGGACGCCAGGCAAAGCCUGCAGAGGUCCUCUGAAGCCCUCCAAGAGGAGAAACAUGCUUUGUCUACAGAGGUUGAGAGCUUGAAGAGGCACAUGGAGGCCUUGCAGGAAGAAGGCACCCUAGGUGCCCAGCUGAAAGUGAAAGAAGAGGAGGUUCAGAGGUUAAGUGUGGCGCUCUCCUCCUCCCAGAAGAGAGCUACAGACCUGGAAGAAGAGCUAGUUUGUGUUCAGAAGGAAGCAACCAGGAAGGUCAGUGAGAUCGAGGACAAGCUAAAGAAGGAACUGAAGCAUCUCCAUCAUGAUGCAGGGAUAAUGCGAAAUGAAACAGAAACUGCAGAAGAGAGGGUGGCAGAGCUGGCCAGGGACCUGGUCGAGAUGGAGCAGAAGCUACUCAUGGUAACCAAAGAGAAUAAAGAUCUCACGGCCCAGAUUCAGUCUUUCGGAAGGUCAAUGAGUUCCUUGCAGGACAGCAGAGAUCAUGCCACCGAGGAGCUUGGUGACCUGAAAAAGAAGUAUGAUGCCAGUCUGAAGGAGCUGGCCCAGUUAAAAGAGCAAAAGGACUUAAGCAGAGAGAGUGACAUUCUUUCCCAGGCUGCCUUGCCCCUGACCACCACUGAGAACAGCCUGCCCCGCCUUGAGAAACUUGACCAGCAGCUGAUAUCCAAAGACAAACAGUUGCUUCACUUGUCUUCUCAACUAGAAGAUUCUCACAACAAGAUGCAGACCUUUUCCAAGGCCAUGGCCAGUCUACAGAGCGAGAGAGAUCACCUGUGGAAUGAGCUGGAGAAAUUCCGGAAGUCGGAGGAAGGGAAGCAAAGGGCUGCAGCCCCUUCACCUGCCUCCAGCCCAGCUGAAAUGCAGAGCUUGAAGAAAGCUAUGUCUUCUCUCCAGAAUGACAGAGAUCGAUUACUGCAGGAACUGAAGAAUCUGCAGCAGCAGUACUUACAGAUGAAUGAAGAGGUCACGGAGUUGCGUCCACUGAAGGCUCAGCUUCAGGAGCAUCAAGAGCAGACAAAAUCCCUGCAGAUGAUGAACGAGCAGUUUAGGCAGGAAAACCUCGCCUGGCAGCAUGAGCUGCAUCAGCUCAGAAUGGAGAAGAAUGCCUGGGAACUUCAUGAGAGAAGGAUGAAGGAACACAAUAUUAUGGCCUUCUCAGAUAAUGAUCAGCAGCUUGUCCAUCUGCAGAAUCUCCUGAGGCCUUCCUCCCAAUCUCAGAUUCUCCCCUCACAGUACCAAAGACAGGCAUCCCCAGAGACACCAGAUCCCCUCGAUGGGUCACAAAACCUCGUUUAUGAGACUGAACUUCUCAGGACUCAGCUCAAUGACAGCUUAAAGGAAAUUCACCAGAAGGAAAUAAGAAUUGAGCAGCUGAACAGCAAGUUCUCUCAGCUGCUCGAGGAGAAGAAUACCCUCGCCAUCCAGCUCAGUGACGCCAGCCAGAGUCUCCGUGAGAACCAGCGCCACUACAGUGAGCUCUUCAAACACUGUGCUCUCCUGGAGAAGCGGGUGCAGGAGCUGCAGGCGGAGUCACCAACUGAAGAUGUUGCUCCAGGAGCACCCCAGGAAAAGAAUGGAACUUGUAAGAAGAGUGAUCCUGAGGCCACAAGGGAGCCACAGCCAAGUUUUCCCGAGGCCCAGCAGCAGCUGUGCAGCACCAAGCAAGAAGUGAAUGAGUUAAAGAAGCUGCUGGAAGAGGAACGCGACCAAAGACUGACCGCUGAAAACGCACUCUCCCUGGCCGAGGAGCAGAUCAGAUGGUUGGAGCAGAGUGAAUGGGAAUCGGCCCGGACUCCUAUCAUUGGUGCCUGUGGCUCUCAGGAGACGUCUCUGUUAAUAGAUCUCCCAGGCAGCAGCUGUCGAGGGGCCCGGAGUGGUGUCGGAUGGAAGCGGGUUCUGCGUUCACUGUGCCAUUCCCGGACCCGGGUGCCGCUGCUCGCAGCCAUCUACUUCCUGAUGGUUCAUGUCCUCCUUAUCCUGUGUCUCACAGGUCACCUCUGAACGGGACUCUCAGAACUUUUAAUUCCUGCGUAUCUAAUGUCAGAAUUGUUAGUUCCAGGACAACCUUCCCACUUUGAACCCACCCAUAUCUCCUUGGAAAGUUCCUGUAACAACAAAGGUGGUUCUGAGAACAGUUUGGAGCUGCAGGCCCGGUGUGUCCUAUUUUCUGGAUGUGCCAACACAGGGGUCCUGAGACCGUGCGGGAGCAUCACCGCUUCUAGCCUCAAGAACUUGAGCUACCACACUGCUGUGCGGGUGUGAGUUAUUCCAUCUUCAACACCAUUGUCACCUGCCUCUGGGAACAGGGCUGAGGCAAUGGGAAGAGAAGGCAAAGCACCCGAAUCCAGACCUGACAGCAGUGUCACGCGUGGCUCCCACUGUACCUGUCUCCUCUGCCCAAGGACUUUCCUGAACUACUGUAAAAUAAUAAAAUAAUAAAAUUAUUUUCAGAAUGA